Folsomia candida is the source of this 935-nucleotide messenger RNA. RefSeq lists its product as uncharacterized. The coding region runs from base 288 to 797 and encodes 169 amino acids. The record is from RefSeq and is a predicted model, not a curated record. The transcript has 4 exons. NCBI's taxonomy places the organism in Eukaryota, Metazoa, Arthropoda, Collembola, Entomobryomorpha, Isotomidae.
UAAAGUUAUGAAUUGCCAGCUUAGUUUUAUUCAACACCUAAACAAAGCACUACACACUACAUAUAUUUAACCCAUUAAAUUUACAUGCCUGGAUGGAAUGGGACAAACUUGUUUCCACAAAUUCACCAAGAUUCGUUUGGUCCCAUGCAGUGCUGAGUCGCAUACGGAGUUCUGGGCGAAAAAGUAUGUCGCCGUGUGCCCUCAUUCUCCAGAAGUGCAAAAUUAGGAAAAAAGUUGGAUUAAGUGACAAAAAAUUUUGAAAGUGAGGUCAAUUUGUUCCAAGAUUUAUGGGGACGGAUCGUCAAACUGGGAGCGGAAUGGAUUUAGCAGCGGGUAUCGGAUCCAUAAUAGGAUUGGCGAUUUUAUUCUUCAUCCUCGGCCUGCUCUGUUACUGUUUGUGCUGCAUAGUUGCCAAAAAGGAAGGAGCGAAAGAUGAGGAGAGUGAAGCCUGGACCGCGAAGAAUUACUACGACCCUCUUCCAACCGCGAUUUCCCCACCGGAAGCUAUUUUCCAACCCUCGCUGUAUUCCUUUAAAAUUCUGAAUGGGGCUCAUCCCAACCACAUCCCGCACGCCGUUAUCAAUCCCGCAGUGCUGCAAUACCCACCCGGUCACGUUUUAGAGGACAGAACAAACUAUUCAUCCCAGCCGCAUCCCAGUCGAAGCUACAGCAGGUCAUCGUCCAAAGUCUCCCCCACGAAUAUACCCCUCGUUCAGUCCGACGUGGAGGAAGUUGUGCACACCACCGGAAAUAAGAGGAAUGGAUAUGCGGGCCGGCAGGGUUGGUCCCCGUCAUGAAAAAUCAUCCUCUGUUCCACGGAGCUUAAACAAACACUGACUUUGCAAACUGUCUAUCAAAGAUUUCAAAUAAUAGAAUCAUUAUGGAACGAAGUGACCUUUAAAAUAAUCCUUCAAAUAAAAAAAAAUAAAUUUUCA